AUGCUCUUUACGGGCAGACCAGACACAAGCCUUGUAUUUAUUGCUUCAGGAAGAAACGAGCCACAGCCUGACAAGCGAAGACACAUGGGCCAUGUUAUAGCAGUUGAACCACUGCGCAAAGCAUCCACCUCCCAUGAGCUUCGGCGCUACGAAUAUGAGAAGAUCAAUUUUAGGUUGAUCAAAUAUUGGAUGAAGUAUUGUGACAAGAAUCACCCGAAGAACUGCAAGCCAGAAAAGCUCGCUACAAUAUCAAACUUUAGAGUUAUUGAUUGCACGGAGCCGGAAUACAUCAACCGCGAGGAACCAGUGGUAAUACCUGCGCCGGCCGAUUGCAAAUACGCUGCAUUGUCAUAUGUCUGGGGGGAUACAGAAGAUAAGUUCCCCCAGGUCGUCAAGGACAGUAUCAAGAUGGUCUCUGAACUCAACUGUAAUUAUCUAUGGGUUGAUCGACAUUGCAUCAACCAGGACAAAAAGGACCCCAAUAAGCAGGAACAGAUACAAAAGAUGGAUGCGAUUUAUUCGCAAGCGCUUUUCACAAUCAUCGAUGCCGCUGGAAUAGACUGUAAUUCCGGCUUGGCUGGUGUAACUUACCCUCGCCAGUCUGAUGCAGUGCUGCGAUAUGCUCAAGUUAAUGGCAUAAAGCUCACCUACCUCGGUACACCUCCUGCCCAAAAGAUUGGGUCCAGUCGAUGGGGUUCUCGUGGUUGGACUUAUCAGGAAGGUAUUCUGUCGCACAGAAGAAUAUUUUUCACUGAUGAGCAAGUCAUGUUUCAGUGCAAUAAUAUGACCUGUAUCGAAUCGUUUGAGAUUCCCAUGAGUAUAUUGCACAGACUCGAUCAGCCAAAUAGAAGGAAGAUACCUUUCCUCAAUGAUACUGAGCCUGUUAUUUUGCCCGCCAACGAUAUUGGAAAGCAUUUAAUGGAGUUCAGCAACAGAAACCUCACGUAUGACAGCGAUACCCUGAACGCCUUCUUAGGGAUACUCAACGCCUUUGGCCGAGAUGAGAAAUAUUUUCAUUUGCACGGAAACCCGAUCCACAAAGACAAGGGUUAUUUGAUCAAUGCUUGGUACCAUGUGGAACCUGGAGCCAGAAAUUUCAAUUUCCCCAGCUGGUCUUGGACUGGUUGGAAGGGCGCAAUCAAGAUGACCAGCCGCAAUACCCGGAAUUAUGAACUUCGAUUGUUCCCCAAAAGUGAAUCUAGAGAUGGAUAUUCAAUUUCAGUCGAUGACUACAUGACGGAGUGCACUACAAACCCUCUACUAGAAAUGCAACCCGUCAUCGAACUGGAAGGAAUGAUGACAAAGGUGUCGUUUGAAACCAUCAAAUUAGGUUCAGAGAACAACAUUUCAAACAGAACAGUCACCGAAACGGGGAUGCAAGAUGGGCCUUGGGCUAUACUGCCCUUGACAACAGAUAUAACGUGCUACUCGUUCUUGUACCUCGAUAAUGAGGCGCUGACAGGAGUUUGUCAAUUCAAGCUUCCCGUCAUGGUGCUGGAGUCUGGGAAAAUGUCGCGGGAUCACAACGUUAUCAUGCUGGUUCUGAAGGAAAAGGGUGACCGUUUCGAACGAGUUGGUAUGAUCACGUUAAGGGGUGCAGUCAAGUCUACCAACGAAGCAUCGGCAAGGCCAACUAUGUAUCGAGACAAGAGUGGGAGAUGGAUGAAACGGGCACCAACAACUAUGCCUCAAGACACUAUCUGGCAGAAGGGACUCGAGAUGAGGACUAUCGUGUUGCAAUAG
This is a messenger RNA of Fusarium sp. VM40, 1743 nucleotides long. The record is from the annotation of a GenBank genome assembly. Lineage: Eukaryota; Fungi; Ascomycota; Sordariomycetes; Hypocreales; Nectriaceae.